AUGAAGUUCCUUUCUUUGACCUUCCUUGCUCUAUUUUCUGUGCUGGCAGGGCAAGGAGCACAACUAAGAGUACGGGCAGCAUCGGAACCGUCACCUGAUGAGCAGGAUAUUUUUGAGGUUUUCCGCAACCUCCGCAUGCAUCACCUCGGUUUCAUACAUGUCGGUAAUGAUGGUGUGGCUCGAUCUGUCGACGGAAACGGAACAGUGAUUGAUUUUAUUCCAAUGUCCAAUGCGCAAUUGCAGAAGACUGCAAAAAUCUUUGUUCAAAAUGCAACGCAACAUGAUCACUUGAGGGAACUUUGGAAAGACGUUAGUGGUCAUGACGUUGAAAACCCGCUUAUUUGGCGCAGAAGAGGCCCUCCUCUAGAGCCUCCUCAAGAUCCAAAACACUUUAAACGCCAAAGCCCAAACAUUCAAUGUCAUGACCUUAAGUGUAGCAACAACAUUUUCUGUCAUACAGUUGGUUGUCGUCAAUGCAUUAUCCCGAAUAUGUCCAGUUGGGGUCGUUGUACUAGUUAG
Paracoccidioides lutzii Pb01 is the source of this 519-nucleotide messenger RNA. RefSeq lists its product as hypothetical. The record is from RefSeq and is a predicted model, not a curated record. The coding region runs from base 1 to 519 and encodes 172 amino acids. The transcript has 2 exons.